GUAGAACAGGACACAGAAUGUGUAAUAUAUAUCUAUUCAAAUAGAUACGUGUAUACUGAUUAUAAAGUAAUAAAAAAAGUAAUAGUAUUCGAAAUUAAUAAUAUAAUAAUAAAGAUUAGAAUAAUAAUCUUCACUCGUCUUUGUUUAAGUUUUAUCUAUAACAAGUUGUUUCUUAUGUAGGAUUUGCUACUUAUGUAAUAACAACCUUCUAACCACUAAUUUUGUAAAUACGUUUUAGUACGUAUAACCUAACUACGUGAUUUUCUAAAAAUGAACGAAAAGAAAUUGAUUGAUGAAAUUAUUGAAUUGCGUGAGUUGUUACGCACGAAGGAAACUCAACUAGCUGCCUUAAGGCGCGAAAAACAAAUCUUACAAGAUUACGGUUUGAAUAACGAAGAAAUAUUACGAUAUAGUAGGCAAAUAUUUUUACCAGAAAUUGCUAUUAAAGGUCAAGUAAAAUUAAAGAAUAGCGCAAUAUUGAUCGUAGGAGCAGGUGGACUUGGAUGCCCAGCUGCAUUAUAUUUAGCAUCUGCUGGUGUUGGACAAAUUGGUAUAAUUGAUUAUGAUGAUGUAGAAAUUAACAAUCUUCAUAGACAAUUAUUAUAUGCAGAAACAAGUAUUGGGACACCAAAAGUAAAUACUGCUGCAGAAAGUCUUAAUCGCUUAAACAGUGACAUUAAAGUUACUCCAUAUAAAAUUCAACUAGAUAGCAGUAAUGCUCUGGACAUAAUAAAGUGUUACGAUGUAGUGGUAGAUGCUACUGAUAAUGUAGCUACACGUUAUUUACUGAAUGAUGCGUGUGUUCUAAGUAAUAAACCUUUAGUGUCUGGAUCAGCAUUAAAAUUUGAAGGUCAUUUAUCUGUAUUUAAUUACAAUGGACCUUGCUAUAGAUGUAUAUUUCCUAAACCUCCUCCUCCAGAAACAGUAACAAAUUGUGGAGAUGGUGGUGUUUUUGGCCCAGCCGUCGGUACUAUUGGCGUCUUACAAGCAUUAGAAGCGCUGAAGAUAGUACUCGAUCUUCCGCAUGUACUAUCCGGUCAACUUCUAUUAUUUGAUGGACUAGAAACGAAAUUUCGUAAGAUCAACCUGCGUGCUAAAAAUAUAAACUGUGCCGUUUGCGGCAAACAUCCAACUCUGCACAAAUUAAUUGAUUAUGAACAAUUUUGUGGUGCAAAAGCAAAUGAUAAAGAUCCGAAAUUAAAUUUAUUAAGAACGGAAGAAAGAAUAAGCGUGGAAGAAUAUAACACAACAUUGAAAUUAGGCACGAAAGCUCAUAUUUUAAUCGACGUACGUUCAGCUGAAGAAUUUGACAUCUGUCAUUUAAAGCACUCUAUAAAUAUACCAUUAUGUGAUAUUAAUAACAAUGAAACAGUAACAUUAAUAAGAAGUAGAAUACAGGAAAUACAAAAACAACAUGAUAAUGCUAGUUUAUAUGUUAUGUGCAGAAGAGGGAAUGAUUCGCAAAAGGCUGUAAAAAGCCUUCAGGAAAUAUUUCAGGGAAGUAAUCUAGAAAUAAAAGAUGUAAUUGGUGGCAUUCAUGCUUGGAGCAAGAAAAUCGAUUGUACAUUUCCUGUAUAUUAAUGGUAUAAAAUUUUGCUGAACGCAAUAGUGGAGGUAAAUAAAUUCCAUGGAAAGUCCAAUAAGGAUAAUCUUGUUUUACAUAUGGUCCAGUUGGCGCUCCUUUAAAUAGAAUCAAUUAAAUAUCGUGAUUAGUUACAUGACCUUUUUUAAUGAACAUAUCCAAUAAUAUUUAACCAUACCAUGCCAACCCAUAGAAUAAGGGAAAGAGCAAUGGAAUAAGUUAUCAUAUUUUGUACACAGUAUUUUCAUAGUAGCUGCUAAUGAUUCUUGUUGACUUUCUGAUAAAUCUUGCAUUCUAGAUACUUGUUUCUUAGGCAAUACCAUAGUUUCAUAUGGCCAUACUGCCCAAAAUGGUACUAAAACUACCCAAUCUCGGUUUUCUGAUACAAUGCGCUCCUACAACAUAAAAUAUACAAAUUAAAAAAUCUGAAGAUCUAAAUCUAAAUUCUCUUAAUAUGGUACUUUACUUUUUUGAAAAGUUCUUUUUGUACAUAAUCUAUAAGAAGUGGUUUUUUAUUACGAUUAUAAUAAUCGCUGAGGUAUCUAUCCUUUAUUUUAGCUUCAUUUGGUAAGAAAGAGCUAGCCCAAAUUUGACAGUGAGGAUGAGAAUUGCUACAGCCCAUUACAGCACCACGAUUUUCAAAAAUUUGUACCCAAGUCCAUUUUUCUCCCAACU
This is a messenger RNA of Bombus terrestris (buff-tailed bumblebee), 2257 nucleotides long. It is a transcript of the gene Uba4, whose product is annotated as adenylyltransferase and sulfurtransferase MOCS3. Gene Ontology annotation, molecular function: thiosulfate-cyanide sulfurtransferase activity; URM1 activating enzyme activity; adenylyltransferase activity. The transcript is spliced from 7 exons. NCBI's taxonomy places the organism in Eukaryota, Metazoa, Arthropoda, Insecta, Hymenoptera, Apidae. The record is from RefSeq and is a predicted model, not a curated record. Gene Ontology annotation, biological process: tRNA wobble position uridine thiolation; protein urmylation. The coding region runs from base 271 to 1581 and encodes 436 amino acids. Gene Ontology annotation, cellular component: cytoplasm; cytosol.